AUGCGUUCACAGGAUGCAUUAAACUGGUGCUUAAAAUUCCAAAGGCUUACUCAAAACUCUAGUGUUCGACGAUAUAGCAACGUUGUACAACACACUAAUCCUCAAUCAAUUCAAAACUCCAAUUCCAGACGGCAGAACCAAUCAAGUAAGACCUAUACAAACUCCAAGAUUCUCCAAUGCCUAUCUGAGAUAAAUGACAGGGAAAGUUUGGCCACAUACAUCCAAAAGCUUCCCAUUUCAUCAUUCACUAUGUUCCUUAAAAACUGUAUUGAUCAGAAUUUCAAUGUCUCCAACAACUUUUGGAUGCGAUUUCGUAAAAGGGAAACAAAAGAACGGGAAAAAGAGCUUAUAGAUUGGGCAUAUAUAUACCAAUUUCGUUUCAAUCGAUCUCAAGUUGAGCUAUUAAACUUCAAUGCACAGUGGAAGAACAUGUACAAUGAGGAAAUGGUGUCGGUAUAUAACCUGAGCUACGUCUGCUGGUUAUUGAAUACCAACCAGGUAGACCUUGCUUCUCAAUACGUUGUGAAAUUUCUUAAGGAAUCGGAAAUUCCAUUGACUUUAGUAUUCAGGACCCUACUUAAGUCUAAUGAUAUGACGAGAUUGCAUUCUGUAUUCAAAAUCUUGCUGGAUAAGCAAAUUGAUCUUUCGGAUGAGUUAUGGACAGAGAUUUUACAAUUGGGUCUUGAAAAUAACAACUAUCCAAUAGUAAAGGAAGUCUACACUAGGUACAUAAUGGAGGGAUUCUCAAAUGGAAAGAUUAGCCUUGAAGAAGCCGUUUUAUCCUUGAUGCCAGAGACAAACAAGAUAUUUGAUUCAAUGACCAAUUCUCUUUUAAUGCAGGUUCUUCAAGUCUUGGCCAUACAUGGAGAUACAACUCUGACAAUAGAUUUGAUUGAAAGUCACUUCUUUCAUAAAAUAGUUGCCGGAGGUGCAGCAUUGAACAAGGAACUUUGUAUCCGAAUUAUUGAAAGUCAUUGUUAUAGCACUGAAAAUAAUGGAACAAGUUUCGAAGAAAUUCUAGACCUAAUUGAUGUAUUCGCUAGGAAAGAUGUAAGCGGAGAUAUGGUGUCUGCUGAUUUGUUUAGAGCAACGCAUCAAAAGUUUGCAAACUACAAACCGAUAAGCCAGUCGGAAUCUUCUGAUUCUGAAGUAUUAAAACCGAAAACCAGAAGUGAUCAACUUUCACUAGCAAAAACAGACACACUCUAUGACUUCGUUGUUCAGAAAAUGGAAUACACACAGCAUUUACAUCCAACAACAAGAUCAAUCUUCAUUGAUUGUUUAUUAAAUUACGUGGCCACAUACUUAAACCAUAGCGGAAUUGUACAAACAUUAUCAGCUUUGCAUUUUGCAAACCCCGCUAGCAUAAAAGAUUUGACUAAACUGUCAUUCAAUCUGAUUUUGUACUCCUUGUCCAAAUCUUCCUCCAAGCGCUGUGCAGUGCAUUAUUUAAAAUAUCUAAAAAGUAUUGAUAUCAAACCAUCCCCGCAAAUGUAUUCAUGGAUGAUUAAUUGUUCGAUACGGGGUUAUUACGAACCUCCAGUGCUUUAUUUCCUUUGGAACUAUUAUCAAGAUCAUGCUGCUUUACAGGGCACAAUGAAGCAAACUGUCAAAGAUUUACCUGACGAGGGUACUGUCGGUCAAUUGAAAUAUCAUCUCCUUGAAAAUGAUAACAUUAAAGCUGCAGUUAAUUCGUUUCAUGUUAAAGCCAAUGAGGAUAACAUUUUGAAUAAAACUGGUUUCAAGAGUCACAACAAGUACCACGAAAAACAUGACCUGGACGAUUUGGCUAAAUUGAAAGCGAUUCUCCCUGUAUACUGA
Molecule: messenger RNA, 1821 nt
Organism: Lodderomyces orthopsilosis Co 90-125
Lineage: Eukaryota; Fungi; Ascomycota; Pichiomycetes; Serinales; Debaryomycetaceae
Exons: 1
Coding region: 1-1821 (606 amino acids)
Biological process (GO): Group I intron splicing
Cellular component (GO): ribonucleoprotein complex
Source: RefSeq, a predicted model, not a curated record